AUGUCUGAAACGAUCCAAUCCCUGAGCCAAGAGCUUCAGCACAUUAAAGCCUGGCAAGCGCAAGGCUCCCCCGAGCUUUCGCCCAGCGGCCGUGCAGCGGUUAACGCGCCGGCGCGCACAGUCCAGAUGCCUACUGUGCCACGGGGUGAUGUGUUUUCAAGGUUGGCCAAGACUUUUGAUGAGUCCUUGUACCUUGAGAGCUCGCUGGAUUUUCAGGGAAGGGUUCCGCGUGAAGUGGUUGCGCAAGAAGGGCUCCAGAACCCUUCGGCCGAAUUGGCCGUUUCUCAGGGAAAACCCGAGAUUCCGCCGGGACCCCCACCGAAGCAGUCUUCCAGCAGCUCCGCCCAGGUCCCAGAGGAGACCCUGCAGCAAUUGAUAGGUGCCGUUAGCAUCCUUCAGGAGAAAGUCCAGUCACUUUCCUCUCCUGCACAUAAGGGCAACAAGAGCUCAAGCUCGAGUGCAGCAUCCAUCAAAGGUCGCACUUCGAGCAGCAGUUCAGACUCAGAGGAGCUUGUUGAGGACUUUAGCCAACCUAGAAAACCCGUUGCGAGUCAUGCGGAUCCUUAUGAGGCUGAGAAGCAAACAAUGAGAACGAAGCAUUACGACAAAAUCAAGAUCACUCACUUUCCCAAAUCAGCAGCGGAUCUUCGAAGCUUCCGUAAUCAGCUAAUGGCUAGCGCUGCCCAAUUCUGCAAGGGUUCAGAAGCUGGGCUACAUGCAUGGCUAAAGGAGGCAGAGGAAUGCUCGGCUGCAGACCUCAACAAGUCUUCAUCGUUCCCAGUGCUUGACAGGGUUCUUGCAGCCAAGUUGAUUGAGCAGGCAAAGGGUUCUCAGUUUGCGUUGGAGUUUCAGUCGAUUCAGGAGAAGGCGCUAAAACGGGGAUUUCAGCCGAAAGGCCGAGUGCUAUUGCAUACUAUCGUCAAGCGCUUCAAGCUUCAGAAGGAUCGUGGAACAACCCUGACGCAACAGCACCUUCUGGGAAUCAAACUUGCGGGAUCUUCAACUGCUCAGCUCGAGGAGUUUAAGAAUCGGGUUGAUUAUGUUUUGGGUGCUUUAGAAGAGGACGAGAUGCCUUCAGAGAGUGCAAUGCGCUCAUUCCUGUAUGAGCAAGUCAAGAACGUCCCAAAGCUCCAAAUUCAGAUUGACAAGUUCCGAUCAGCAUCAGUUGGUUCGUCAAGGCGCUCAUUCAAGUGGUUGUACCACAAGCUCGCUGAAGUCAUUGAUGAGGCCCAUCACGACAGCAAUCACGCGUCUAUUACUGCUAGUUUGUCUGCAAAGGCUUCAGGUGCCGCAGCAAAGGUUGAGGAUAAGCCUGAAAAGCCUGCUAAGCCCAACAAGCCGAGCAAGCCGGAGAAGCCCGACAAACCGAAUCCAAAGGCAACCCCUGCAACGCCCAUUGCACCAGCGCCUAAGGCAAAUCCGAAGGGUAAAGGAGAGGGCAAGUCAUCGGAGCCAAAGGCCAAGGCACCUAUGUCUAAGGAAGAGAAGGCGAAAACGCCAUGUCUUUUCUUUCCUACUGGCACAUGCUUUAGGAACAACUGCCCGUACCUCCAUGACGCCAACAACCCUCACCCUAAUCCCAAAACUGGUGCCAAAGCGAAGGCCAAGUCCAGCACGCCUUCAAAAGCUUCAGCCGCGUGUGCAAUCGUUGCAUCUACCGUUGGCCAUGCCCAGGGUGACCGUGCAGUGAAUUGUGCGCCUGAGCCGGGCGGUGCAAGUAAGGUUGGGAAUGGGCUAAGCAGUUGCAGGAAAGUUGCCAAAUCCGCUUUGUUUGGGAGGUCGCUUGGCACUCGAAUGUUGGCCUUGAUGACGGCUACCCUUUCUGCACCCUCCGUUCCAUGCCAUCCGCAGUUCGUUUCCCACGGUAAUGGGACAGCCACGGUUAGCUGGUUGGGGGAUACAGGCGCUGGAAGGUACAUUGGUUCGCUAACUGAUGUGCAAAAUGAGCCGAGUCUGAGCGAUAAUAUCGCUGCCACUGGAAAUCCAGUGCUGUUCUCAACAGGUGGUGGGGACAGGCCGUCAACAGAUUCAGUGAAAGUUCAGGGUGAUUUGGUCACAAAUGAUGAAGUGUACUUGUUAGAGGGGAGUCCUUGGGCAAUGUGCAUUGGAGACCAAGUCAACUCUAAGGGAAAGGCGUUCCUGUGGUUGCCUGAUGGGUCAGGUCAAGCCAAGCCUUUCUUCGUAGAGGACACUGAUUCGUUGCGCGUGCAUUGCCCAACUGCCAACCGCCGCUAUGCUGAUGAGCUCCACCAGAAUGUCCCUAUCUUUAAGGAAAUCAUUCGCAUCUCCCACAUGCCUGCGUCCGCAGAUUCACCCGAACCGGCCUCAGCGGCUUCGGAUCCUGAACCUCCCUGUGCAGCGGUUGACGCGCCAGGAGAGGAAGCAGUAGAGGUGGAAGAGGACGAUGCGCGUACAAAAGAUGAAAGGCUAAAGGAGAUUGCAAGGAGUGUUGAGCACCAGCUAACGCACAUUCCUAAGAACAAGUUUUGCAAAACAUGCAUGCGCUCCAAGCAAGAUGCGUUGCCAGCACGUGCACUUCCGAUUGAACAUUCUUUGACGGACGGUGAAGCAAGUGAGUCAUUUGGUGACCGCCUGCAUGUUGACCAUGUAAUCGUCGCCAAAGGCCGUAUGGACAGGAACCUGUUUGGUUUGCAUGGGGAGAGAGUUUUUCUCGUAGCUGUUGAUGACCACACGGGGUUCAUGUUGGCGUACCCUUCACGUUCAAAGUCGAGUGGCGACAGCGCUAAAGCCUUGCGCCACUUCAUUGGUCGUCGCAAUGCCGUUGAGCUUCACAGCGAUAAUUCGCUUGAGCUUGAGGCUGCAGCGGAUGAGCUAAAGCUCGUCCACCCUACGACAAUUCCAUACCGACACACUUCAAUCAUCAAUAGAAGGAUUCGGACCUUAGAGGACGUUUCCCGAUGUGCUUUGUGCCAGGCUGGUCAAGUUAAGAGCUUAUGGCCACUUGCCGUCCAGUACGCAGCAACCGCGUUAUCCCUUGGAGAACCUUGGGAGGCAUUGCAUGGCGCACCGUUCUCUGGAAACAAGUUCCCUUUCGGUUCCUUGGUGUACUUUAGGCCCCAAGCCAAAGUCACUAAGAAGGUUGAGUUAAAGACUGUAGCCGGGAUCUUUGUUGGUUGGAGGGUUGAACCGGGAUGUGGUUUUAAGAAAGCCUACAAAGUUCUUUCGCUGGAGCAGGUCAAAGACCUGUUGCUGGGAAAGGUUGAGGUAACCCCUCAAACGGCCAUGACUGUCUACCAGGAUGAGGUCCGCUAUCCACUAGCGGAACUAAAAGACAAGGGUGAACUCAGGUUAAACCUCCAAGAGAUGACCCUGGAUCCUGAGGACUACCCCGUAGAUGAAACCAUCGAGGGGAGAGUCAUGAGCCUCACCAUCCCAGAACACCCAGCUGAGAGUAAAGCCUUGACAGGUAAUUUCCGAAUCACCGAAGCACGUGUUCUUAAGCACGGGCCCACUCCUGAAUGCAACGCUUGCGAAGGAUUGCCAGUUGAGCAUUCUAAGGAAUGUCGGGAUAGAUUCGCUACUUUGUUGGCCGAGAAACUGCAUGAAUUUCCAGAUGGAGUGGACCGCAACCAUGACUCGUGGGUGUUAGAGGGCGAGACACUGACUAGGUAUCAUGUGCAGCAAAGGAAGCACUUGUUUACGCCUAAAAAGGUUAAAGGUAUCCCAGUUCCGCCUGAAAACCUCCUACCUCACAGAGAAACGUUCCUCACCUACGAAACUGGUGAGAAGCAAGAAGUGAUAAGCGAGGAUUGGCAUGCCGAAGACGGGACCAAACCCAUGACUGCAAUGUGGACUGGUAAAACCGUGUUCUUCCUCAAAGACCCUGUCCCUGCUGCAUCCGUGAAACCGGAGGCUACAACGGCGGCCGCAGGAACUGCUGCCCCGCUGAAUGCAGCCCGUGCAGCGGUAACGCGCCGGGAUACAAGUUCGGAAUCAGGGGGGUGUUCUAUCAGUCAAGACAAGUUGUCAGGUUAUGGAAGGUUCUACGAAUUCUGCCGUACGCCCAGUUCCAACUUGAGUGUUGUUGGCGAGUCUCUCGGACUCUCGUACGUCCGCCUUGCACAUGAGCAUGCAAGCAUGCUUGACACGAAUAAUGUCAACCAGUUGUUGCAGCAACUCGCGGAGAGUGAAGGUGUAGACCUGUGGGGUUCACUUCCUUGCUUACCUUGGAGCCAUUGGAAUCGGCUGAAUAGUUGGCGCCUUGGUCCAAAGUCCCGCACCAGACUCACGUGCAAGCAAGAUGAGUCCAGAAGGUUGGUGAGAGUUUUCAUUCUUGCUGCAAGGAUCGUUCUGCGGAAUCAUGGUCGGGUUCACUUCGAAUGGCCGGAAACAUGUGCAGGUUGGCAGCUUGACGAGCUCCAAGGUUUCAUUCAUGAAGCCGGAUUGCACCUUUGCACCACCAACGCGAAUGCCUUUGGAUCUACCGGCAAAAGGUCGUGGACGAUCGCCACGUCCUGCAAAAGACUUGCCGAAGCCAUCAACCUCAAGAGAAGUAUGAGUGACAAGACAAGUCAUCAUAUCUCCGAUCUUGAGUCUCGCAUUGCAAGCUCCGCGCGAUAUCCACUGCCCAUGUGUUCGCUUGUUAUGCAGCAUUUGUUUCCGGACAAGUUCCACGCGUCAGUUCCGGCCAUGCCUUGUCACACCUUUGUCCAGCAUGAACAUGUCAACAAAGAGGUACCGAUGCCUCACGUGUUUAGCGCAAUCCAUCAACUCAUUGAGCGCCGAGAAUGGAUCAAAGAUCCAGCUGCGCUAGCAGAGGCUAAGAAGGAGGCCGAAGGAUUGAUAGCAGAAGGGACUUGGAAUUACGACGAAGUGAUUCCUCGAAGUGAACUUGUUGCAGAAGCUAGAGAAAGCGGAAAGAAAAUACACAUAGGACAGUUGAUGACAAUCAUGUCUUGGAAACAUGCGGAAAAUCCUGACUUGAAGAAACUGAAAGCCAGAAUAGUGUUUCGUGGAGACAAUGUGAGAGACGAAUGUGGAGAGUACGCCAUCUUCCAAGAGAUCCGAGUUACGCCCACUGCAAUCAGCGGUGUAAACUUGAAUCUCAUGUACGGGAGCCUCGCAGAGACUUCAGUAGAGUACGACAUGAGCGACUUUGCAGAGUCUGCUUGUGAAACGGUUGGCAAGUAA
This is a messenger RNA of Symbiodinium sp. CCMP2592, 5151 nucleotides long. The record is from the annotation of a GenBank genome assembly. Lineage: Eukaryota; Dinophyceae; Suessiales; Symbiodiniaceae.